Messenger RNA from Acanthosepion pharaonis, 729 nucleotides. The record is from the annotation of a GenBank genome assembly. Lineage: Eukaryota; Metazoa; Mollusca; Cephalopoda; Sepiida; Sepiidae.
AUGAAGAUUGUUAUAUGCUUACUUUUUCAAAUUAUUGUUUGUGUCUGGUCAACGAAUAAUACAUCAGAUGUGACCUUUGAAGAAGCAACAGUGAUACGCAACUUGGACGGAAUUGGUUUGGUCACAAGGAUUACGGCACAGGGCUUUCAGUACGCGGCCCAAGUUGGUGCUGACACUUUGUACAAAAAAUUGGAGGAACUGACCGAUAUUCCUGACCUCUCGACUCAACAGAAUGGAGUCAACAUCACAUUAGGCAAUCUCUCCAUUGUCGACUUUUCCCGGCCAAUAGGACACGCAGAACUUAUUCCCGAUCAUGGAAUUCGAUGGAUUCUUCUUAUAAAUGAAGCCGUGGUCUAUGGAUUUUGGAGAUACGCUACAACAGGCUGGUUUUCACUGCAGGACGAAGGAAACUUUCAAGUCACUCUAUCGGAAACCACUCUGAAUAUAACAGCAGAAAUCACGCGAAAUAAAAAGGGUGGUCUUGCAAUUGCCGUAUCCGACUGUGAAAGUGAAAUCAACUUCGAGAUGAAUCUGGGGAGUUGGAUAUACAACAUGGUUGCCUCUUUAGCGAAACCUUUCCUCGGCCAAACUUUAGAAGACAAGUUGUGCGAAAUAGCAACAGAAGUAAUCCGAGUAGACGCCAUGUCUGGAUUAAACAGCCUUCCAGGUAAAACAAAAGAAAAGGCAACAUCUGCAUCUUUCUGUUUUUUUCCUUUUUUAAAUUUUUGA